This is a messenger RNA of Clarias gariepinus (North African catfish), 3059 nucleotides long. It is a transcript of the gene phgdh, whose product is annotated as phosphoglycerate dehydrogenase. Gene Ontology annotation, biological process: L-serine biosynthetic process. Gene Ontology annotation, molecular function: NAD binding; phosphoglycerate dehydrogenase activity. The transcript has 12 exons. The coding region runs from base 58 to 1653 and encodes 531 amino acids. The record is from RefSeq and is a predicted model, not a curated record. Lineage: Eukaryota; Metazoa; Chordata; Actinopteri; Siluriformes; Clariidae.
UUCGCUUACGCGCACGCACGUGUGCGCAAACAGCUCCUGCAAGUUGCAUCCCGCAGGAUGAGAAACAUGGCUCCGGUCGCAAUCAAACGCGUUUUAAUCAGCGAGAGCGUGGAUCCGUGCUGCAAGAAGAUUUUGCAAGAAAAUGGAAUUGAAGUCGCUGAAAGACCAAAUAUGACCAAAGAUGAGCUUAAAGCGCAGAUUAAGGACUUUGAUGGUCUGGUUGUCCGGUCAGCUACCAAAGUGAGCGCUGACGUCAUCGACUCCGCCGGGAGCUUGAAGCUGAUUGGACGAGCUGGAACAGGCGUGGACAACGUGGAUGUGGAGGCGGCAACCAAGAAAGGCAUAAUUGUCAUGAACACCCCAAGUGGCAACACAAUCAGUGCUGCUGAACUAACCUGCGCACUUGUAAUGAGUUUAUCAAGAUAUGUUCCACAAGCUGCUAUGUCUAUGAAGGCAGGAAACUGGGAUCGCAAAAAGUUUAUGGGUGCAGAGUUAUAUGGCAAAACCCUUGGAAUUGUUGGUCUUGGAAGGAUUGGGAAAGAGGUGGCCACUAGGAUGCAGUCAUUUGGGAUGAGGACAAUUGGUUAUGACCCAAUUACUCCUCCAGAGGUGACUAAGAGCUGGGGAGUGGAGCAGAUGUCACUGGAAGAGCUCUGGCCCCAGUGUGAUUACAUUACUGUGCAUACACCCCUCAUGCCCUCCACUACAGGAUUACUAAAUGAUGCCUCAUUUGCUAAAUGUAAGCGAGGUGUGAAGGUGGUGAACUGUGCUCGUGGAGGCAUCAUUGAUGAAGCUGCUUUGCUAAGAGCUCUGGAGUCUGGUCAGUGUGGAGGAGCAGGUCUGGAUGUGUUUGUAGAGGAGCCUCCCAAGGACAGGGCCCUGGUUAACCACCCUAACGUGAUUAGCUGCCCUCAUCUUGGAGCUAGCACGAAGGAGGCCCAGGCUCGCUGUGGCCAAGACAUUGCACUGCAGAUUGUGGACAUGGUUAAAGGCAAAGCGUUAGUGGGAGCGGUGAAUGCACAGGUCUUGGCUAGCACCUUUACCCCUGAGUCACAGCAGUGGAUCAGGCUGGGUGAGGCCUUGGGCAAAUUGCUGAAGGCCUGCAACUUCUCUAAACAACCCUACGACCAAGUCCACAUGACCACUCAAGGAGAGUGUUUAAAAAAAUCAGUCGAGCUCCUGAGCUCAGCAGCUGUUGUUGGACUGAUGGCUGAAAGUUCUGAGAAUGGCCUUAACUUGGUGAAUGCUCUUACCCUAGCGGAAGAGACCGGAAUUACAGUUAAAAAAGCUCACAGUGAUGGGAAUGAAGCUAAAGCCACCUGCGUGUUGGAGGCCUCAGUGAAUGGCAGUGUUUAUAAAGCCACAGGCACAGUGCAGACUUCAGUGCCAGUCCUUCUGGAGCUGAACGGCAGUGUGUUCCGGCAGCCUGUGGCUCUCACUGGAAACCUGCUGUUUUUCAGGGCUGCAGCUUCACCCCAGCUACUGCCGUCUGUUACCAGUGUGCUGGCAGCAGCGGGUGUUGAGAUUGAUCAUUUCAGUGCCUCCAGUGCCUCUAGUGGUGACCAGUGGUACUGCUUGGGGGUUCCCUCUGCACUAAAAGACUUCAGCGCUCUCAUGCCCCUGGUUAAAGAAGCAGCACAACUUCAUGCCUAAGUUCCUGCUAACUGAAUGUUGGUUGAAACUUUCUGAGGCAUUCCAGUGUCUAAUAUAUUUAAGCAUUCCAAGGUUUUUUCUAGUCCUAGGGAUUCCCCUCACAAUUAAUCCAGCUUUUUACUGAAGGAAAACACCUGCAUUCUUUAAUUAUCUAAUAUGCCCUUUACAUAUGUUAAUUCUGUGUAUAAAAAGUUCUCAUAAAUGUUUUCUGACAUUCCAAACCUGUGUUUUUUUUUUUAUAAGAAUAGAAGAAACGUAUUGAAAUAAUCAGUUGUGUUAAUAUGUUGCAGAUGCUGUAGAAGGAUAUUUGGUUGAAAGACUGUCUGAGAAAUAAUUGAAGCUUUUCACAUAUUUGGCCAGGUGCAAAGGUUGAAAUUGUGGAGGGCAGGGAGUCCAUAGGACUGGAAAUCUUUAUCUAACACAAGUACAGCUUACCCCUGGCUCACAGGUUCUCAACCCUGGUCCUGGAAGUGCCCUGUGUCCUGCGCAUUUUUUGUGUUCCCUGUCCUAACACAAUCACUUUAAUUCAAGAAGGACUGUUAAUUAGUUGCAUCAGUUGCCUUGAGUGCACGGAAAACGCGAAAUAUCCCGGACAGGGCCACUCCUGGAACACGGUUCGGAACCUGUGUUAGUGCAAUAUAGAGUUACUGUGAUAAGCUUAAAACUUGGUUUAAGUGCCAGGCAGCUUGAGUUUGUCAGUGUAGUGGUUUUUAAGCUACAUUUGAAUUUUCUGAACCACAAUAAAUAGAUUUGACACUAAAAAGACUAAACAGUGCUUCUUUUUUUUUUUUUUUUUACAAAAGAAUGAAUGAAUGGUGGAUAGAUGAAAGAAUAGUCUUUAAUUGACUGUUCAUGCUCAGUUCUGAAGAACCGAAGUCCUUCACGGUUUAAUUAACACCCUGCUUGGCCCUAGUUUCUCCAGAACAGAUUUGGUAUGUUACAUUUUUACCUGAUGUUGAAUGGCUUGCGUAAAGGCCUGACAGCUCAGUGAUUCAUCAGAUAGCGUUGCUGAGUUUGAUCCUCAGGUGUGGAAGUUUGCAUUUCUCUUCGCCCCUGUUUUUUUUUUUCUUCUUUUUUUUUUUUCUCCUGCCUCUCAAACCUAUUACAGUAGACAAAUUGGCUGCUCUAAAUUACCCCCAAGUGUGAAUGAUUGUAUGAAUAAACAGGGUGUCGGGUUGUGUUCGCACCCAUUAUAUGCUACGGAUCCACUACAAGCCUGACCAGGGUAAACGCUUCCUGAAGAUAAAGCAUAAAUGAAUGACUGAUAAAUAAUAAACUUGACAUAAUUGGUGGAAAAUUUCCAUUUCCCGAACACUAAGCUGGUUUAGUAAUAGGUUAAACAACAAGCAUACUGUAUGUAACCAAGAAAUGUAUCUUGUGAAUAAUUAAAAGCAGAAUUACAAAUA